AUGGAUACAGGCGAAAAUGCCGAGUUACUGGCAGACCUCAAUAGCGAGUACCGAGAUCGACGCAAGGAUGCAGUGAAACGCGUCAUUGCCAACAUGACUGUGGGAAAGGACGUCAGCUCGCUCUUCCCGCAGGUGGUCAAGAAUAUGCAAACCGAGGAUCUAGAGAUGAAAAAAUUGGUGUAUCUGUACUUGAUGAACUACGCAAAAUCGAACCCGGACCUGGUCAUUCUUUGCGUUAAUACUUUCGUGAAGGACACAGACCACGUCAAUCCGUUGAUGCGUGCGCUGGCUAUUCGUACCAUGGGUUGCAUCCGCGUCGACAAGAUUCUGGACCACUUGUGUGAGCCAUUGCGAAAGUGUCUGCAGGACGAUGAUCCAUAUGUUCGCAAGACCGCUGCAAUCUGCGUCGCAAAACUGUGGGACCUGGAUCAGGAAAGGGCGUUGGAGAACGGUUUUGUCACCAUCCUUCAGGAUCUAGUCUCAGAUUCUAAUCCGAUGGUUGUUGCAAAUGCUGUCACGGCCUUAGCUGAGAUGCAAGACUCGUCUGUGACGAAGGAUAUCUUUGUGGUGAACGUUUCGGUCAUGAACAAGAUGCUUGUAGCCCUGAACGAAUGCACAGAAUGGGGGCAAAUUGCUGUCUUAACUUCGCUGGCAGAAUACAAACCACUGGACUCUAAGGAGGCCGAAAAUAUCUGUGAGCGAGUCAUUCCCCGUCUUCAGCACGCCAAUGGAUCCGUAGUCCUGUCAGCCAUUAGAAUCCUCAUGAUUUUCAUGCGAUACAUUACGAAUAACGACUUUAUUAAGAGUCUGGUCAAGAAGAUGUCACCUCCGCUUGUGUCGCUUCUUGCAUCGGCUCCUGAGGUCCAAUACGUGUCUCUCCGCAACAUCAACCUGAUCCUUCAAAAGCGGCCCGAUAUUCUUCAAAAUGAUGUUCGGGUCUUCUUUUGCAAGUACAACGACCCGCCAUAUGUUAAAAGAGAAAAGCUGGAGAUUAUCAUCAAAUUGUCCAAUGAGAGAAAUAUUGAACAAGUCUUAUCGGAACUCAAAGAAUAUGCGUCUGAGGUCGAUGUCGAUUUUGUCCGCAGGGCGAUUCUAGCAAUCGGUCGGUGUGCGAUUUUAAUUGAGGAGGCUUCCGAAAGAUGUGUGAAUGUUCUACUGGACCUCAUCAGUACCAAGGUCAACUAUGUUGUCCAGGAGGCCAUUGUCGUGAUCAAGGACAUCAUCCGCAAAUACCCCAAGCGCUACGAAGCCAUUAUUCCGACCCUUUGUCAGAAUUUGGACUCCCUUGACGAACCAGAGGCCAAGGGCUCGCUGAUUUGGAUCGUCGGAGAAUACGCUGAACGGAUUGAGAACGCAGACGAGCUGAUCGAAAACUUUUUGGAAACGUUCCUGGAAGAAAACUCGCAAGUCCAGCUCCAACUCUUGACCGCCACCGUGAAGCUAUUCCUGAAAAAGCCUUCACAGUCCCAAGAGAUUGUGCACCGAGUGCUGCAAACUGCCACGCAGGAGAUUGACAAUCCAGACACCCGAGAUCGUGCCUAUAUCUAUUGGCGGCUUCUCUCGACGGAUCCACAGGCAGCAAAGGCUGUGGUCUUGUCCGAGAAGCCACCCAUCUCAGUAGAGACAAGGACGCUUUCUCCGGGAAUAAUGGAUGAGUUGAUCAAUAACAUCUCGACCCUUGCCUCCGUUUACCAUAAACCUCCGACGGCAUUUAUGGGCACCAAGGCGUACAGCGCAGACGCUGUUAAGAAAGCUGCUGCUGCCGAGUAA
Gamsiella multidivaricata is the source of this 1770-nucleotide messenger RNA. Its product is annotated as Clathrin/coatomer adaptor, adaptin-like protein. Bases 1 to 1770 code for a protein of 589 amino acids. The transcript is spliced from 7 exons. Gene Ontology annotation, molecular function: clathrin binding. The record is from RefSeq and is a predicted model, not a curated record. Gene Ontology annotation, biological process: vesicle-mediated transport; intracellular protein transport. Gene Ontology annotation, cellular component: membrane coat. Lineage: Eukaryota; Fungi; Mortierellomycota; Mortierellomycetes; Mortierellales; Mortierellaceae.